Messenger RNA from Aspergillus tanneri, 1245 nucleotides. RefSeq lists its product as uncharacterized. The record is from RefSeq and is a predicted model, not a curated record. The transcript is spliced from 4 exons. The coding region runs from base 1 to 1245 and encodes 414 amino acids. NCBI's taxonomy places the organism in Eukaryota, Fungi, Ascomycota, Eurotiomycetes, Eurotiales, Aspergillaceae.
AUGUCUCGUCCGCAGCAGCGGAAUCAACCAGCGGUUAUCCUCUUGCAUCGUGGCGGCCACGCGCGUGGUGAACAGCAACGAGAGCCCGGUCGUGUGUACAGCGAGACUCGUCCAGUCGACGGCGGAGAGGACGCCCUAGUGAGCGCAACAGUGCCGAAAAUCGCAUUUAACGGCGGGCGUCUGCAGGAAAGCAGUGGCGGAGAGAAGGCCAGAAGAGACAAGCGAAACACCUCGUUCCAGUCGUCGCUGGCGAAUCGCAGCGUCAGGAGACGAUGUUGCGCCGAGAUCAGCGUUUCCUGGAAGACCUCGCCAGCUAACCUCCGCCCGGUCGCGAAGGUCAAGUUGGCCAGCGUGGAGAACCGGCGUAGAUCCGCCGCCACGGCGGCUAUCUAUGGCCCAAGAGACGGCGUGCGUGGUGCGCAGCUCGUGGAUAUCGGCGCCCAGGGCGAGAUAGGGCUGCCAUCGCAUGCGGUUGGCGAAGAAAUAGGGAUCGUUGCCUGUCACCAGGGCGAUGUCAGCACGACGAUUACAAUCAUGAUCUAUCGAGCAUCGAGUCCCGACGUUGACGCGCCGCCUCGCAGCCUCACGAUCUGCCGCAGUCCCGCCAUGUGCUGGCGGGCCACGCUGGAUCGGGCGACUAGCGCUGUCAUCAUCACCAAGGCAACCACGGUGGCGAUGGUGGUGUCCGAAGUAGAGGAUUCUGGACAGCCGAGUUGCAACAGAUCCUGGCUGGCCCAUCACCCUGCAAAUAUCUACCUGGCCGCUCGCAGCCACACCAAGGCAGAGGCCGCGCGAGACCGUAUCCGAGCUAUAUCCACGGCUGCUUCCAUCGUUGGUAUCACCAUCCUGGAGCUGGAUCUGGCAUCAUUGGACUCGGCCAGAAAGGCUGCCGCUCGUGUUGAUCGGGAGGUCACACGGCUGGGCCUCCUACACCUCAACGGCCGAAUUGUCAUGACGCCGUACGACACCGCCGUGGACGGGUUCGAACUGCAGUUUGGCACCAACUAUCUCGGCCAUGCACUGCUAAUGCAACUGUUGAUGCGCAAGCUGUUGGCCACGGCGCGUCGGCCGCAUGCCGAUGUACACAUCGUGUCCAUGUCCUCAGUGGGACAGGAUAUUUGCGACCGAAAAGGGCAUCGCGUUCGACCAGCUCCGAUCCCACAUGUUAUUCCAGUCCGGCUCAACGCUGUACUCCCAGGCUAUGCUGGCCAAGAUCCUCUUCUGUCGCGGUUGGCGCGACGGUAA